Molecule: messenger RNA, 2783 nt
Organism: Pseudonaja textilis
Lineage: Eukaryota; Metazoa; Chordata; Lepidosauria; Squamata; Elapidae
Gene: RRM2B
Product: ribonucleotide reductase regulatory TP53 inducible subunit M2B
Biological process (GO): deoxyribonucleotide biosynthetic process
Cellular component (GO): cytosol
Molecular function (GO): ribonucleoside-diphosphate reductase activity, thioredoxin disulfide as acceptor
Source: RefSeq, a predicted model, not a curated record
ACCGUUAAAAGUACCAUAAUCUUUCAAGUCUGAAUGUGCUUCUCUCAUCCCUCAGUUUAUCUUCAUGUGAAUUAAGAGUUCCAUUUGAGACAUUUGCUCAAAUACAUUUAUAUUUUUUAUUUACUGGAAUGGGAUUAUGCCACAUUUGUCUCAUUUUUGCCUCAGCAGUGGCCCUUCCUCCUGUCCUUCAAGGUCCCUCUGUAUGCCCUUCACUUUUAUCUACUUUCUGUAAAAAGUAAGACAUUAUUUGAUAAAUAAUGGGGGGAAGGAAAUUAAUGCAGUGGCAAACCAUACUUUUCAUGCACAGAAUUAUAGUUGUGCUGCAUUAGUCCCAGCUAUACAUGUUGAACUCGAGAAGAAACAGAACACAACAGAUAAGUCGUCACUGCAACAGUAUACUGUCAAAUAUUUCAAGAUACACAAGAGUGCGUAGCAAAAGUAAUCUGGCUUAAAUAAAUGAUUUUAAUUUUUAGUGAAACUUUUUAAAUGUUUGCAAUACCAAUUCACACCUUGUAUAAUGAGUUUAUGAUUCAUGACCCAAGAAUUCAGAGCAUUCCAGAACCAAUGGGAAAUUUCCUAACAGACAUCAUCUGCCUUUUCCAGUAGUGGAAAACUGAACAAAACCACUAUAAAGCCUAUGAUAAGUAAGCCCAAUGUUUCCUAGCAAAUAGUAUUCGGAGGCACAUUUGCAUCUUAACAGUAUAUAGUUGAAGCUAUACAUCCCAGAGUCUCUCUGGCAAGAAAAACACAAUACUAUAGAACCAUUUUGUAUCAGUUUUCAAAAUCCUAAACCAGCUGAGCCUCAUGGACAAGCCAAGACUUUCUGCUGUUGUUUGACAUGAAGGUUUAAGAGUUUCCCAUGGGACUGAUGACUCAGUGUAUUUUUUUGUUACUGGUAGUGAAGCCCUCCUCCAGUGCAAUGCUCCUGGACACCAACACGAGUGAGUAUUGCUGUCUCUCUCUGGGUCCCUGCCCCACCUUUUUACAUUUAAAAAGUUUCAAAUCAAACAAAUGCAACGGUGGCCAAGUGCAAGCAAAGAUUCCAGCAUCAUUUUGAUUUGCAAGAACGGGUCUGAGUCAUCAGUGGGCCCAAUACCUCUUCUUUUAAAAAAGGUAAAACUACUUUUGGAAUGGUGUCUUGCAAGGCACAAGGAGGAUCAAGCAGUAUGCUGAUAAAACAUUAUUUUGUACCUGCUUAUGGGCCUCUGGCAGCCAUUUUAUGAAUAGGCAGCCCCCCCCCCCCCACCUCCAGCCAUUUUGCAAGGACACCCCCACUACUACAUUAACAAUCCCCAGCACUGCAGAGCCCCCUCGUGCUUUCUCCCGGCCGCAGGACAUCAACCCGAGGCGCUGCGCGUCAAGACACGGGGAGGGGGGCGACCACGCGAGGACGAAAAAAGCCGAUUUCCGCAGACCGAGGCGAGGAAGGUGACCGGCGAAUAAGCCUCGUUCGACGCCACUUCGAAAUCGGAUCUUCGGCGCUGUUCCCGAGAGCCGCCCGCAGUCCCGCCCCGGGAGGAGGCGGAGAAACAGAGCAAGGUCAGGCGAGCCUCCCGCGGGCGUCCCUCUCCUUCGCUGGCUUCUAGGGCGUCAUGAGCGACCAUUGCGGCUGUUGUUCUGGGCCGGCGAGGCCGGAAAGCAGCGAGGGGUUGCCCUCAGAUGGACUUGAAAACGACUUAAAAUCAAAUGAGGAACCUCUCUUAAGGAAGAAUCCCCAUCGAUUUGUCAUCUUUCCAAUCCAAUACCCUGAUAUAUGGAAAAUGUACAAGCAGGCUCAGGCUUCUUUCUGGACAGUAGAAGAGGUUGACUUGUCAGAGGAUGUUAUUCAUUGGAACAACCUAAAACCAGAAGAGAAAUAUUUUAUUUCGCAUAUCCUAGCUUUUUUUGCUGCCAGUGAUGGAAUUGUCAACGAAAACUUGGUGGAACGUUUUAGCCAAGAAGUGCAAAUCGCAGAAGCUCGCUGUUUCUAUGGCUUCCAGAUAUCAAUAGAAAAUGUUCAUUCUGAGAUGUAUAGUUUGUUAAUAGACACUUACAUCAAAGACCCCGAGAAAAGGGACUUUUUAUUUAAUGCUAUUGAAACAAUGCCAUGUGUCAGGAAGAAAGCAGAUUGGGCGAUGAGGUGGAUAACAGACAGAGAAGCCACUUUUGGUGAAAGAGUGGUUGCGUUUGCUGCUGUAGAAGGCAUCUUCUUUUCUGGUGCUUUUGCAGCCAUAUUUUGGCUCAAGAAGAGAGGGUUAAUGCCAGGCCUUACUUUCUCCAACGAACUUAUUAGCAGAGAUGAAGGGCUCCACUGUGACUUUGCUUGCCUGAUUUUUCAGUAUUUAGUGAAUAAACCUUUGGAGGAAAGGGUGAAAGAGAUCAUUGUCAAUGCAGUUGAAAUUGAAAAGGAGUUCUUGACAGAGGCCUUACCUGUGGGAUUGAUUGGAAUGAAUUGUACUCUGAUGAAACAGUAUAUUGAAUUUGUGGCUGAUAGGCUGCUCCUGGAACUGGGUUUCCCUAAGGUCUUUCAAGCAGAAAACCCUUUUGACUUCAUGGAGAACAUUUCCCUGGAAGGAAAAACCAAUUUCUUUGAGAGGAGGGUUUCAGAAUAUCAACAUUUUGCAGUUAUGUCCCAAGCAAAUAAUAAGAUAUUUACUUUAGAUGCUGAUUUUUGAUGCUGCCUACUUGGGAGAUUGACAAAGCCACACUACACAUUCACCCUCAAUGAUGACAAGAAACAUCUUACAAGCUAAGUAGGGUAUUCUUGGAAUGUUUUAUUAACUAUUAAUAGUUGAUAGAAAAAU